AUGGCUGACGCGAUGGACGUCGAGGCGCCGGGGAUGCAGUACGAGCUGCUCUAUACGCUGCACGGGCACGCGCGGUCUGUCGCCAGCGCCGUGUUCUCGCCGAACGGUGAGCACCUCGCGACCGCCGGCGCGGACAAGGCCGUGCAGGUCUGGGCGACGCGCACCGGCCGCCUCCAACAUACCCUGCAAGGCCAUACCGGCGGCGUGAAUGCCGUCUGCUGGACGCGUGACAGCCAGUACGUCGUGAGUGCAUCCGACGACCGCACGGUGCUUGUCUGGGAGCUCGAAACGGGAAAAAUUGUGCGCACGUACGAAGGGCACACGUCUUAUGUCUUUUGCAUCGCAUGCCACCCCCUGAGCACGCUGCUGGUCAGCGGCGGGUUUGACGAGACGAUCCGGUUAUGGGACCUGCAGCGCGGGACGUGCCACCGCACGAUUGCCGCGCACUCGGAAGCGGUGACCGGCGUCGACUUUAGCAGCGACGGCACGAUGAUUGCCUCGUGCUCGUACGACGGCCUAAUCCGCCUAUGGGAUACCAGCGCAGGACACUGCCUGCGCACGCUGCAGCACGGCGACCAGGCGCCGGUCGCCUCGGUGAAAUUCUCGCCGUCGUCGCUGCAAGUGCUCGCCAUGUCGCUCGACAGCGCAGUGCGCCUCUGGGACCUGGCCAACGCACGCAUCCUCAAGACCUAUACCGGGCACGCGAAUACCAAGUACGCGGGCAACGCCGCGCUGGUCUACCUGCCGUCCGCUGGCCGGCCGACCACGUGGAUCGUCGCAGGGAGCGAAGACCGCCACGUAUACCUAUGGGACCUGCAGACGCGCCAGAUCACGCAGGUGCUCUCUGGACACUGCGAUACGGUGGCAGCGGUUGCGGUCCAUCCCACACUGCCGCUCCUCGCCACCGCCAGCCUCGAGCAGGACGCGUCGGUGGUCGUCCGCGUACGCGGCACCGCGCAGGACGAUGCGAAUGUGCUGCAGACAACAGGGCCGCGAGGCAGCCAGGUGCAUGUGGAUGCAAGUGGUCCGGCGCCGCGUGCGCCGACGCUUGGCUCGCAUGGCAGCACGCGGUCCAAGACCUAUACGUUUGACCAUGUCUUUGGCGCCGAGGCCGACCAGGGGAUGGUGUACCAGGACGCGGUGAGCGGUGUGCUCGACGAGGUGCUUCUGGGAUACAAUUGCACGAUCUUUGCGUACGGGCAGACAGGCACAGGCAAGACACAUACCAUGGAGGGCGACCUCUCGUCGUACAUGGGCACAUUUGCGCCGGACGCGGGCAUCAUUCCGCGCACCCUCUUUCGCCUGUUUCACGUACUGAAUAUGCGGCAGGAUGAGUUUAGCGUGCACAUGUCGUUUGUCGAGCUGUACAAUGAGGAGCUGCGCGACCUGUUGAGCCCAGAUGCGCCUACGCCCAUGAACGGCGGCCCGUCUGGCCUCAAGAUGUACGAGGAAAAGGGCAAGGGCGUCGUGCUGCACGGUCUCGAGGAGAUUCCGCUCACGAGCGCCGAGCACGGCUUGCGCAUGCUGCGGUUCGGCAGCCAGAAGCGGCACAUUGCAGCGACACGCUGCAACGAAAGCUCGAGUCGCUCGCACUGUGUCUUUACGCUGCAUGUGCACGUAAAGGAGACGGGUGCACGAGGCGAAGAGGUGCUGCGCACCGGCAAGCUGAACCUCGUCGAUCUCGCCGGCUCGGAAAACAUCGGCCGCAGCGGCGCGGAAAACAAACGCGCGCGCGAGGCGGGCAUGAUCAACCAGAGCCUACUGACGCUUGGCCGUGUGAUCAACGCUUUGGUCGACGGCAGCACGCAUAUUCCCUACCGCGAGUCGCGCCUGACGCGCCUUUUGCAGGACUCGCUCGGCGGGCGGACCAAGACAUGCAUCAUUGCAACCGUCUCGGACGACCGCACGAACCUCGAAGAGACGCUCUCGACGCUCGACUAUGCGCUACGCGCCAAGUCGAUCAAGAACCGCCCCGAGCUGAACCAGCGCAUGACACGGGGCGCUCUCAUCAAAGAGUACGUCUCGGAAAUCGACCGCCUGCGCUCGGACCUCGUCGCGACACGCGAAAAGAACGGAAUCUAUGUCGAUGCGGACAACUGGGCAAAGCUCGAGGCGGAGCGCGCGGCGCAGGCCAAGCAGAUGGACGAGCUGCGCCGCAGCAACGAGGUCGCACAGAGCAAACUCGCUAGCAUGCACGAGCAGCUCGAGCAGAACACGACGCUCCUUGCGCGGCGCGACAAGGAGUGGACCGCCGCCGAGGCCGUGCACGAGGCGCGCAUCCACGAGCUCGAGGCGUCGCUCGCCAAGGUCACGCAGCUCUCCUCAGCGCUCCAGGAAGAGACGGCGCUGCACCGUGCACGCAAGCACAACGAGCAGAGGCUGCACGACAUUGCCUUGUCGCUGCACCGCGCAGCCAACGCGUCGACGCGCGACAUCGACGCGCUGCACGCCAAGCUCCAGCGGCGUGCACAGAGCGACGAAGAGGCGCGCGCGGCGCUCCGCAUGUACUACGAGCAGAUCGAUGCCGUCUGUGUGCAGGUCGCCGCGCAGGCGGCGCAGCGCCACGACGCAAGCGACGGUGCUCUGCACGCGCUUGCGACGCGCAUCCAGGACGAGCGCACGACGCUGCGCACCACCGUGACGUUGGCGCUCGAAGGACUCGCGACGCGCCUUGCCUCGGCCUCGCCGGCGGCGCGCGACACGUUCCUCAACGAGGCACAGACCAAGGUCGCCGAUGCGAUCCAGGCGGCCUUUUCAGCGCUCCAGUUUGAGCACGCGACAUCGGUCGAGUCGCUGCAAAACGACCUUGCGGCGCACGUCGAUGCGCGCCUCGCCGAGGCGGUGCAGACCGCAUCGACGCUCGCGCACCAGGUCGACAAGCGCCUCACUGCGCUCGACGAGCGCACCGCUGCGCUGCAAGAGCACAGUCAUGCGAUCGCCGCGCGCGAAGUGCAGCGUGUCACUCAGCAGAACAAGUGGCUCGUGCAGCUCUUGGACGCCGAAAAGCAAAAGACGAGCGAGAUGCGCACGACGCUCCUCGGCGCGGUCGACCAGUUUGAAGCGGAGCGCGAGAAGCGCUUUAGCGCCGCGCUGUCCACCGCACACGCCGACCUCGAGUCUGCGAAACAGGGCGUGUCUGCGUCUAGGAGCACCUACGACGGGCACCUCGCGGACCUGCGGUCCGUGCACGAGUCGCUCGCCGGCGACGUUGCCGAUGCCGUGCUUGGCCCCGAGCAGACGAUCCAAGCCGGCGCGCUGAUCGACGCACAUGCCGAUGCCUACGCCGAGCGCCUUGCCGCCAGUGCGACCGACCUCUCGCACGCGUUGGAAAAAACAACGCAACAUACCCUCGACCACGCCCUUGCCGCGGCUUCCUUGGAGAGCAGCGAGCGCACCGCCCACGCCGCCUCCGAGAUCGAUCGUGCGCUCCGCGAUGCCGACGCGUCGCCUGUGGAGCGCGAGCUCCAGACGCUGGACAAAGCGCAUUCCGCGCACACUGCUGCUCUGGGCGCAUCCCUGCACUCGGCCGCCGACCAAAUGCACGAGCUGCGGCGCGCCUUUGCGCCGUUCGUGCAGCAUACCUUCCUUUCUGACGGCCCGACGGGCCAAACGCCGCAGCGCCAACGCUACUCGCUGCCGGUGCCCGCCGACCUGAUCCCCGCGGACCGCGCGGCGGCGCUCGCGUACAUUGCCGAGACGCCGUUUGCCGACUCGCCGCUGCGGCGGCCGCUGCAGGACCUCAACGAGGUGCCGCGGCUGUCAACCGCGAGCGACGGCACCACACGCAAGCCGAAAGUGCUUGUGCGGCGGGAUACCAGUAUGUAG
Messenger RNA from Malassezia japonica, 3825 nucleotides. RefSeq names its product Kinesin- motor protein (gene KIP1). The record is from RefSeq and is a predicted model, not a curated record. The coding region runs from base 1 to 3825 and encodes 1274 amino acids. Gene Ontology annotation, biological process: spindle elongation; microtubule-based movement; mitotic spindle assembly. Gene Ontology annotation, molecular function: ATP binding; microtubule binding; plus-end-directed microtubule motor activity. The transcript is spliced from 9 exons. NCBI's taxonomy places the organism in Eukaryota, Fungi, Basidiomycota, Malasseziomycetes, Malasseziales, Malasseziaceae. Gene Ontology annotation, cellular component: nucleus; mitotic spindle; spindle microtubule.